AUGGAGCUGAUUUUCAGUGCUGCAUCACCGGAACUCACCGUAGAAUCUUCACUCUACUUGUCAAGAGCUGCUAGCAUUGUCAUGUUGGCUGCAUAUUUUGUUUACUUGAUCUUUCAACUAUGGACACAUAGGCAACUAUUUGAAGCUGAAGAUGAAGGCGGAGAUGAGAACAUUGAGGCAGAAGAGGCUGUGAUUGGAUUUUGGGGUGGAUUUGCUUGGUUGGCUGGAAUGACCGUGUUCACUGUGUUGUUGUCUGAAUACGUGGUCGAUACAAUUGAGGAUGCAUCAGAUUCAUGGGGUUUAUCAGUGAGCUUCCUCAGCAUAAUCUUGCUUCCAGUAGUUGGCAAUGCAGCUGAACAUGCUGGAGCAAUCAUUUUUGCUUUCAAGAACAAGCUUGACAUUUCCUUAGGUGUUGCAUUGGGCUCUGCUACUCAAAUUGCCAUGUUUGUGGCUCCCCUAUGUGUUACUGUUGCUUGUGGAAUGGGAGUGAAUAUGGACCAAAACUUCAACCUCAUUGAGACAGGUUCUCUUGAUGUGGCAAUUAUAGUCACAAGCUUCACUUUACAGGGAUUGGAAUCACCCGCUGAUGGUAGACGUUCAUCUGAGUCUAGCUACCGUAUUGGAGAUAAUGGAACUUCAGGGGGGACAAAUUAG
Messenger RNA from Vicia faba (fava bean), 654 nucleotides. The record is from the annotation of a GenBank genome assembly. NCBI's taxonomy places the organism in Eukaryota, Viridiplantae, Streptophyta, Magnoliopsida, Fabales, Fabaceae.